AUGUCGCGAAGAUACGACUCUCGAACCACAAUCUUCUCUCCAGAAGGACGGUUAUAUCAAGUCGAGUAUGCUCUAGAAGCUAUAUCACAUGCUGGGACAGCUCUUGGAAUAUUGGCACAAGAUGGGAUAGUCCUUGCAGCCGAACGGAAGGUUACUAGCAAGCUACUCGAGCAAGAUACAUCGGCUGAGAAGCUUUACAUCCUCAAUGACAACAUGAUCUGCGCAGUUGCUGGAAUGACUGCUGACGCCAACAUCUUAAUCAAUUACGCCCGUCAAGCCGCGCAAAGAUAUCUCCUUACCUACAACGAGGACAUCCCCUGCGAGCAACUAGUUCGCCGCCUAUGCGAUCUAAAGCAAAGCUACACUCAGCAUGGAGGUCUUAGGCCAUUCGGCGUGUCGUUCAUCUAUGCUGGUUGGGACCCACAAAGACAGUUUCAGCUAUACCAAAGUAAUCCCAGUGGUAACUAUGGAGGUUGGAAGGCGACCAGUGUCGGCGCAAACAAUGCCAGUGCCCAAAGUCUAUUAAAACAGGAUUACAAGGAAGACUGCGAUUUGAAAGAGGCUUGCGGGAUGGCGGUGAAAGUGCUCAGCAAGACCAUGGAUUCCACCAAAUUGAGCAGCGAGAAGAUCGAGUUUGCAACGGUUGGAAAAACAAAAGAUGGGGUCAUCUAUCACCACUUGUGGUCGGGUGAUGAGAUCAUGGCACUUCUCAAGGAACACGGCCUGGCGAAAGAAGAGGAACAAGAAACGGGCUGA
Molecule: messenger RNA, 756 nt
Organism: Endocarpon pusillum Z07020
Lineage: Eukaryota; Fungi; Ascomycota; Eurotiomycetes; Verrucariales; Verrucariaceae
Product: proteasome subunit alpha type 4
Exons: 4
Coding region: 1-756 (251 amino acids)
Biological process (GO): ubiquitin-dependent protein catabolic process
Cellular component (GO): nucleus; proteasome core complex, alpha-subunit complex; proteasome core complex
Source: RefSeq, a predicted model, not a curated record